UUAAAAUUUCAUUCGAAAAUGCUACAAUUGAUUAUACUAUUAGAAUUUAUAUUGGCUGGAUAUAUUUUCGCAGAAAAACCUCAUUUGGAUAAAUGUACGAAACUAAUUCCAAAGGAGGUACUGUUUGAAUUAGAGACACCGAAUCAACGUUUCAGUGAUCACACAAUAAAUUAUUUUAUAAAUCUAGUUCGAGCAAUUACCAAUUUUGACAUGAAAGAUGUGAUAUACUAUUAUUUUCCUGAAUUAUACACAAAAUGUGACAAAGACGAUGUACAAAUUCUCUACGGUGGUGAUAUCGGAAUUAAUGCCACGGGUCACUUUUUAUGCGUAUUUUAUAAAGCAGAAAAUCAAACUGUUUAUGUGUAUGAUAGUUUAUAUCAAAAAGAGUUACACGAACGACAAAUGGAAAUUAUCAACAAUCGUUAUCCAAUGAGAAAAUAUAUUACAUUUGUUGAACCAAAAACCAAACAAAUUGAUAAUACUUCGUGUGGAGCAUUUGCAAUAGCGUAUGCAACAACAUUGAUCUUCGGUGAAGAUCCAUAUGAGUAUGAAAUGGAUUUUAAUGGAACCAAUUAUUCGUUGAAUUUGAGAAAACAUAUUCGAAAAAUGUUUGAAUGCUAUGAAUUGAAGCAUUUUCCACGCAAUAUGAAACAGACACAAACAUACACAAACAUGCACUUUCAACGUGAAACUGAUAGAGGUGAUCUUUAGAUUAUCGAAAGCAGCUAAUUUUAUUUCAGUGGAUAUUUUUUGUGAUAAUGCUGUUGGAGCUGAAGAGAUAUUAACAUUUGUCAAAAAUAACCAGAACUUGAAGGAAUUUAAUCUCUUUUUUAUGACAGAAAAUAAAGAUUUAAAACCCAUCUUGGACCAGGUGUGUGAAAAGGAAUGGAAAUCAUUACGUAUUUUAUCACAUUUGAAAUAUCAAUCCAUUGCAAUGGUCAAAUAAAAAAAUUAACAGAUAAUUAAAGUAGUUCGAGUGCGCCUGUAUUUUCAGUAAAUAUUUUGGUUUUGGCUACAUUGCUUUCAGUUUAAUUAUGAAUGUAUUUGAAUUUCUAUAAUAUCUCCUAAUAAAACUAGAAAAAUUUCAA
Contarinia nasturtii (swede midge) is the source of this 1088-nucleotide messenger RNA. RefSeq lists its product as uncharacterized. The transcript is spliced from 3 exons. The record is from RefSeq and is a predicted model, not a curated record. Bases 19 to 711 code for a protein of 230 amino acids. Lineage: Eukaryota; Metazoa; Arthropoda; Insecta; Diptera; Cecidomyiidae.